AAUGUUAUUAAAAAUUAGGCUCCUAAAAAAUCUGAAAAGCACAUCAGCGCUCAAAAGUCAUCUCAAAAUUGUAUAUGUAUCAUUAAGUUUUAUAAUUCUACCUAGCCCAGUCGAAAAUCGUCCAGUUAAAUAUAUUGUUACACUUUCUGAACCCAAUAUGGAUUCUUCCCUUGGUCCGAACGUCCUCAGCCAGCGGAGUUCCUUUCUCGGCCUGAUUAAGAAGGUGAGCUCUCCAGCUUCAGCACUGGGCAACUCUCCCAUCGCAGGAACUGGUAUAGGCUUUAAAAUGGGUCGCAAACCCUCCACACUCGAGGCCGAGAAGAGGGCGGCCCGGGUUGCCAAGGCGGCAAAUGUGAAACCGGCAAGACUGUAUUUGCGCUCCACCUCUCGGGGGCUGCGACGUGCAGUCGAUAUCUACAUGCCACUCUUCAAGGAGGAUGCGAGUGGAGAAUGCUCCGAGGAAGAACAGGAGGACGAACCCGAAAGUCAGCCUGAAGUUCAUGAGACCGCGCCUGUUCCUCCUCUGACGGAGGAGCUUUCCUAUAGAAGAAUUUUUACUCCCCGUCUGGGCAUAUGUAGUUUAAUGGACGAAUGCGUAAAUGGUGCUUCUUCGAGAGCAAAGAUUCCUUCCUUAGAUACCAUAAGCAGUAUCAUGACCAGGAAUAUAGCAAAGAAGCUUCUCACCGGGAACCAGAUUUUCAAAAAUCAUAACUGGAAAUCAGGAGUACACUUAAAGAAAGAGCGCGUUUCGAACUAGGGAAUUUGAUGUGUAAAUCAAUCUAUUGUACAGGAAAUAUAACCAUAAAAUGAAGUAAAAGAUUACAAUUUACCAGUGAUUUGUAAUCACCUUAAACUCGUACCGACUAAAUAAAACAAACAAAUUAAA
Molecule: messenger RNA, 886 nt
Organism: Drosophila serrata
Lineage: Eukaryota; Metazoa; Arthropoda; Insecta; Diptera; Drosophilidae
Source: RefSeq, a predicted model, not a curated record